AUGGAGUACCAAAUUCAAACUCCCGUGUUUUUGAAGAACGACACUGAUAUUAAAGACCCUGCGAACCUUACCCGCGCAAAGGAUCUUCCAACACAGCUCGCUAUCUCGUUGACCUUUGGAAUUGGUGCUUUUAUUGCCUUCUGCAUUCUACGGCCGCGAUGGUCGACAUUGUAUGCUGCGCGUAAGAAACAGGUUUACAGUGCCUCGACACUUCCCGACUUGCCGAAAACGCUGUUCGGUUGGAUUCCGGCCCUAUGGAAAAUCACGGAUGAUGAGGUGCUCGCCACCGCGGGCUUGGACGCCUAUGUGUUCCUGGCGUUCUUCAAGAUGGCGAUCCGGUUCACUGGGCUAGCCACAAUCCUCGCAUUCACGGUUCUGCUUCCGAUUCAAUAUUACUAUGAUGGUUCAAAGAUCAAGUUCACGUCUUUCUCUAUGUGGGCUCUUAGCAAUAACCGACAUCCGGAUGAGGGCAAGCCGAAGAAGCUGGAUGGGCCGUACCUCUGGGCAUACUUGUUUUUCGUCUACAUCUUUACAGGUCUCGCAACAUAUCUCCUGGUCGAUGCCACAAAGAAGGUCAUUGCGGUUCGCCAGAAAUACCUUGGCGGUCAAGUGACAAUCACCGACAGGACCAUCCGCCUCUCUGGGGUUCCUCCGGAACUCCGGUCUGAAAGUGCCCUCCGCCAAUAUAUGGAUGAACUCAAUAUCGGCAAAGUCGAAUCAGUUACAAUCUGCCGGGAUUGGCUGGAGCUGGAUAAGUUGAUGGAGCAAAGGGAUAGUGCUUUGAGGAGUUUGGAGGCAGCUUAUACGAGCUAUUAUGGGUUCCGGCGAACCUUGUACAGUGACCCAGAUGAACUCCCGACUGCAACUUCAACUCCAGGUAGUACGGACAGUGAAGAUGCCCCAUUGCUUGCGCCGCAUGGAAGCGGCCCUCAUUCGCACAAGACGAAUAGGCCAAUGCAUACGUUCCGCUAUGGCCCGUUUAAGAUGCACACCAAAACCGUAGACUCGAUUGACCACUAUACGGCGCUUCUUCAAACUCUCGACAAAAGGAUCACGGUUGCUAGAAAGCAAACAUACAAGCCAGUUCCAAUCGCAUUUGUGACCAUGUCGUCAACGGCUUCUGCACAGGUCGCCAUCCAGGCGGUUUUGGACCCCCGGUUCGGAACAUUACUUGCAUACCAAGCGCCCGCCCCUGAUUCAAUUGUGUGGAGAAACACGUAUAUGUCCCGCACUCAGCGCGUAGUAAGGAGUUGGAGUAUUAGUGUUUUCGUCAGUAUUUUGAGUAUCAUCUGGCUUAUUCCGGUUACUGGGUUGGCUGCACUUUUGAACAUUGCCGAUAUCCAAAAAAUCUGGCCGUGGUUGGCAGCAGUCUUGGAGAAAAGUGAAUGGGUUGAGUCUUUGGUUCAAGCGUUUUUGCCUACUCUCGCAUUGACCUUGCUCAACGUCGCGGUUCCGUACUUUUAUGAAUGGCUGUCAACAUACCAAGCUUUCAUAUCGAUAGCUGAACUCGAGCUCUCGGUUAUCUCUAAGAACUUCUUUUUCACUUUCUUCAACUUGUUCAUUGCCUUUACCAUUCUCGGGACUGCGCUCACUUUCGAGAAGCUCUGGGAUGAACUUAAAGGCUCACUUAGCGACACCACCCGAGUGGCCUAUGCCCUUGCCGGCUCCCUUAACGGCCUUGCCGCCUUCUAUGUCAACCUAAUCAUUCUUCAAGGCAUCGGCAUGUUCCCAUUCCGCCUCCUCGAGUUCGGCACAGUGGCGCUAUACCCCAUCAACAAGCUCAUCUCAAGGAGUCCACGUCAAUACGCAGAGCUCAACCGGCCACCAGUAUUCUCAUAUGGAUUCUUCCUCCCCCAGCCUAUCCUGGUGUUGAUUAUUACAUUUGUGUACAGUAUCCUUCCCCGCGGAAGGUUGAUCCUAUUUUUUGGCUUUUUGUACUUUAUCAUUGGUUACUUCACAUACAAGUACCAGCUCCUGUACGCUAUGGACCAUCCACAGCACAGCACGGGGCAGGCGUGGUCGAUGAUCUUCUACCGUGUCGUCAUUGGGCUCAUCAUCUUCCAGCUCGCCAUGGCAGGGUUCCUAGCCUCUCAAGGAGCAUUCGUCAGAAGCGCCAUGGUCGCACCGCUCAUUGUCGGAAACAUUCUAUGGAUGUACCGCUGGGAUGAGGACUGGGGCAAACUCAACUCAUUUAUUGCGCUCCACGCCAUCCGCGAGCCAGGCGAUGUCGACGUCAACCAGAGCAUCCCAGACCAAGAAGGCCAAGUGAUUCGCGGCGACGGCCGCACGGAUCUUGAGACUUUGGAUGAGCGCCGGGAGCACGGCGGACUGUUUGUGAACCCGAGCUUGGUCAGCCCGCUGGAAGAGGUGUGGGUGGGGAGGCGGAGGACCAUGAUUAGGAGGGCGACGGAUGAGAGGAUGAUGUAA
Morchella importuna is the source of this 2427-nucleotide messenger RNA. RefSeq lists its product as uncharacterized. The record is from RefSeq and is a predicted model, not a curated record. Gene Ontology annotation, cellular component: plasma membrane. NCBI's taxonomy places the organism in Eukaryota, Fungi, Ascomycota, Pezizomycetes, Pezizales, Morchellaceae. Bases 1 to 2427 code for a protein of 808 amino acids. Gene Ontology annotation, molecular function: calcium-activated cation channel activity. The transcript is spliced from 4 exons.